UUCAUCCACGAGUUUUUUUUUUGCACUUACCGGCUUGGCGGCUUUUCUUCUAUACCAAGUAUCCGAAGAGUUUCAUAUAUUUGAUUUUUCAUCGUGUAAAAUAAAGUUUUAAAUCCUUAAAUUUUAACACAAUCAUAAUGGCUGAGGAAUCAUUUUAUGGAGUAACUCUUUCCGGACAAGACAGCACAGUCGAAUGGGAUGUCAUCUCGAAUGACGAAGACUUCCCCAGAGGACAGAAGCUGAUUAUCAAACAAAUUUUGCUUGGCGCCGAGGCGAAAGAGGAUGAAUACAAUGUUGUUGAGGUUUUCACAGUCAAAGAUUCCCUGAGAAUUCCAAUUGCCGUAUUGAAAGCCGGUGAAACACGUGCCCUCAAUCCCGAUGUUGAAUUCUAUGACACUUCAGUCACAUUCAAACUAAUCAAGGGCAACGGACCAGUGUACAUUCUUGGCCAGAACCUCAAGGAUGAUGUUGAAGUUGUUGACAUGGAAGACGAAGAUACCGACGAAGAAGAUGAUGGUGAGGAGGAGGAAGAUGAGGCCCACCCACCAAAGAAGAAGCAAAAGGUUGAAAACAACAGUGAUGCCAAAAAUACUAAAAACAACAAGAAGAAAUAAAUAACCCAAGCAAAUGGGUUUUAUUUUUUCUAGUUUCCCCAAUCCAACACCUCUAAACAAAAAAAAACAACAACUUUCCCUUUUGCAGUUUAAAUUAGGUUAAAAUUUUAAUUUUUAAACAUAAACUAUAAAAAAAAUAAACAAAAAAAAAAGAAAAUAAUGUAAACAGACCAACAAAAAAAAAGUCAUCUAUAUCAGCUGCAAUUGAUAUAUCUUUGUUUUCAGUUAAAAAAAAACUCUGCAGCUCUUCCUUUUGUCGGGAGACUCGUUUUUAGUAAAGACACACUUCGAGUGUCUAAUUCCAAGACAACAACAAGCAACAUCUUGUUUUAUAAUUUAAGUGACAAUUAUAAAGAAACUAAUAAAAAACAAAAAAAAAAAACUUUUUUUUUGCUCGGAUAGAAAUAAUCAAAUUGAACUUUGAAAAAUAAGAAAACGUUCUUCUUCCAAAAAUAAAUUCAAAGAAAUGGCUUUUAACUUUUUAGCAAUAUAUGUAUUUCCACCUCUUUUGCCUAGCACAAUCUAAAAAUCGGGAAUAUAUUGCAAUUUGUUAAAAUGUUAUCUUCAAAAGUUCUAUUAAAAAUUAAUUUAAAAAAAGAACUUAUCUAAGAUUGUACAGUGAAGAAAUUGUAAUUCAUAUCUACAAUACAUACUUUUGAUUGCAUUACAAAAAAAAUAAAACAUUUAUUGUAAAAGUGUGACGAACAACAUCUCAGACACACAGGAAGAACACACUCAAAAACCUUGAACUAAAAUACAUUUUGAAUUUCUUUUGAAUCCAAUUGUAUAUACAAAAAAUUAAAUUAAAAAAAAAAAAAAAC
This is a messenger RNA of Episyrphus balteatus (marmalade hoverfly), 1435 nucleotides long. RefSeq names its product nucleoplasmin-like protein. The record is from RefSeq and is a predicted model, not a curated record. Gene Ontology annotation, cellular component: nucleoplasm; nucleolus; cytoplasm. The transcript has 3 exons. Lineage: Eukaryota; Metazoa; Arthropoda; Insecta; Diptera; Syrphidae. The coding region runs from base 138 to 614 and encodes 158 amino acids. Gene Ontology annotation, molecular function: RNA binding; chromatin binding; histone binding. Gene Ontology annotation, biological process: chromatin remodeling.